Messenger RNA from Symbiodinium sp. CCMP2456, 1590 nucleotides. Lineage: Eukaryota; Dinophyceae; Suessiales; Symbiodiniaceae. The record is from the annotation of a GenBank genome assembly.
AUGGAUAAGCUGACGAGGUUCGUGAAAGAGCAGUCCCUGCAAAGGAGCGAGAACACGCACAAACCCGAAGAGCUUGUGCAGUGGCUGCUGGAUUUGGGCAGCAGAGGAGAGAAGGCAGCUGCAGACAUGGGUUAUGCCACCACAGUCGGAACUAUGGUCCAUGAUCGGAAUGAUGAGGUGGCUGCAGCAGCGAUAACAGCCUUGGGUGACAUGGGACAGGAAGGCAUGAAGUACAUGACGCAAAUAGCAUCAGGCUUGAACAGAAGCCCAGAGGUUUGUCAAGCUGCUGCAACAGCUUUGGCUCAAUUCGGAAAGCAAGCUGCUGCAUACGAGGGCCACUUGACAACCUGCUUGAUGCGAUCCUUGGACGAGCCAACGCAAGCUGCCGUCAUCGCAGCUUUGGGCGCUGUCGGUGCCGAGAGUGAGGCGACGACACUGUCCAAGUACCUGGACGACAGCUCUGCUGCUGUCGUUGCAGCAGCAUGCCAAGCUUUGGGCUACCUUCCCCAAGGCGUGCAAGAAGCCCCACGCAUAGCCAAAAAGCUUCAGGACCCAAAGACUCGUUUCGCUGCAGUCAGUGCCCUUGGAAAGCUGGGCAGUGGAGUCGUGCAAAAGUACAUUCAAGAGAUCACCUCCUGCCUCAAGGACAAGGACAGCUUGACAAGACAAGCUGCCGCGAACACUUUGGCAGCUGCCAGUGAGCCCGUCCUUAACUCCCAAGCAGGAGCUCCUUACAUUGCCACGUUGCUGAAGGAUGCAGAUCCGGGAAUUCGCUGUUCUGCCGCCCUCAGCCUUGGAAAGUUAGGUCCCUCAGCAUCUCCCCAUGCAUCGGAAGUAGCAAAGCUUCUCUCGGAUGAUGCUGAAGACAUCUCGGAGAGCUACCUGGCAGUUGGCGGAGGAAGUCUCAGGUCACCGGCUACGCUUCGCCGUCCCAAAUGCGCUGCACUAGCGGCUCUUGCCCUCAUGAACGCAAGCAGCCAUGUGUCAGACAUGGCCAUGUGCCUAAGAGACAAGGCCUACGAGGUGAGGCUAUGUGCUCUGGAGGCACUCAUGGAGAUGGGUGAUGCUGCAAGCAAGCAAUCGACAAGCAUCAUGGCAACCAUGGAAGAUGAUGUGUACAUCGUUCGAUUGAAGGCCUGCCAGGCCAUCGCAGCCCUCCAAGCUCAAGACGUGAUGGAUAAUCUUCCUGAUUUGUUCAAAGAUGAAGCGCCCUCAGUGCGAGAAGCUGCCUUGGAAGCUUUGGCAAGCUGUCCCGACAUUGGCAAGAAGUACUGCUCGCAGGUGUUCAAGUGCCUAGAGGACGAGUACGGUGUUGUUCGAGCAGCAGCGCUGCGAGCUUUGGCAACCAUGGACACCGUGGGACAGGGCUACGCAAGUGCCAUUGCUGGAGAGCUCGGAAACCAGGACCCUCACGCUCGGGCAGCUGCCUGCGAGGCACUCGGAAAGUUUGGCGACUACGGAGCAGCCUUUGCUGACGAGAUCGAGUCUUGCCAGACAGAUGAAGUGCCCAUGGUUCGCGCAGCGGCAGCACAUGCCAUGGCGCAGCUGGGCCUGUCGAGAGUAAGAGGCCUUGAGAAUGGCGCCGAGUGA